This is a messenger RNA of Onychostruthus taczanowskii (white-rumped snowfinch), 4682 nucleotides long. RefSeq names its product lymphocyte antigen 96 (gene LY96). The transcript is spliced from 6 exons. Gene Ontology annotation, molecular function: lipopolysaccharide immune receptor activity; Toll-like receptor 4 binding; lipopolysaccharide binding. NCBI's taxonomy places the organism in Eukaryota, Metazoa, Chordata, Aves, Passeriformes, Passeridae. The record is from RefSeq and is a predicted model, not a curated record. Bases 3737 to 4204 code for a protein of 155 amino acids. Gene Ontology annotation, biological process: cellular response to lipopolysaccharide; toll-like receptor 4 signaling pathway; positive regulation of lipopolysaccharide-mediated signaling pathway. Gene Ontology annotation, cellular component: lipopolysaccharide receptor complex.
UGGGAUGCCAUCAAGUGCAGGGACAUGGACCAAAACUUGCCCAACUGAUCCCCAUUGAAAUUGCAAGCGUUCUUUUCCUUUCCCAAAAGGAGGUGUUCAAGGAAACACCUUUUAUAUGUUGGACUCUGAUUUCACAGGUCUUUUCCAACGUAGCUAAUUCUGUUAUUCUGUAGGAAAUUACUGAAGCCUCCUUCCUAGACAUAUUCUUCCUAUCCCUUUCCAGCCUGAAAUGCUUCCAGAAAAGGUAAUAGAUGACUGUUUUUCUUUUUAUCUUUUCCCUUUGAAUAACAGUCAGGAUAUAUGCAAAUCUUUCUUUUCAGACUUACUACAUGCUAUUUUCUUGCUGGUGAAAAAAAACUUUCUCAAGUUUUUUGUUUUGGCCACAUUAUUAUUCAUUACUUCAUAUUUGUUCUUAAUUAUAAAGUACAGAGUUGCUUGUCAUUUCUUGAAGUUAUUUUUAAAAUUAAAUUAUCCCACAACCCUCAUUUUUUUCAUGCAAAUAUAAAAAUUUUUGAUGAGAAAAUGAUCCCUUUUUGGUACUUCAAAGAGAAAUCUUUUAAGCUGUGAGGUACUUCAUGCUCUUAACCACACUCUGUAGAAUUACUAGUUAAUUAAUUUGACUGGACCUUGCUAUAUUACAUACCAAAGUCAUCAUAUUGGCAAAGAUGAAGAAAAUCUGUAAAUUUUUUCAUGGAACCAGGAAGGCUUGAUUUAGGUGAUGGAAACUUCAUGAAAGUCUUUUUGUGCUGUAAAAAUUAAGAGCAGACGUGAAUUAUUACAACUGCUCAACGUAACUUAAUAGGGUGGAAACUUGGUAAACUGCUGUAAUUUUGUUGCUCUGGAGUUCUGUGGCCAUACCACAGAUUUCUUCAUGUCUCAUACCACGGAUUUCUUCAUUCCCCAGUGUACAGCAUGGCCUGCUGCAGCCUGCAUGAGAAAUGGGACAAGUGUGCUUAGCUGUGAGUUGGAUCCACUAUAAUAAGAUUAUCCCAGAGCUACACAGACCUCAGCAAGCAGCUAUUUUAAGCAGGGAAUAGCAGAGAACAAGAGCAAACAGCCGCAAAAUAUGUCCAGCUGUCUCCCUUUCUAGAAUUCCAGCAUGGAAAGUGUUGCUGUGGUGUGCAUACUGUGAGCCUCAGGUAGGACAUCCCCUUUUCUUAUCCCUUCAUCCUCUUCUUUCUCUUCUUUUUGGCAAUUUUAAUAGCUUAAUGAAUACUUCAGGGUACAACUGUAAAAGUUUUAGUCCUAAACUUGGCUUGCAGAGAAUAAACCGUAAGGCUACUGGCAAGAGGCAGGGAGUUAUUUCCAACAUAAUAGUUUGCACAGGAAAACCAUACCACCUGGUAUGUGUUUGCUACAUUUGAAUAGUCUCCAGUGGUUUAAUGGGAUAUAUUCAAAUCAAACCACUAAGCCAAAGUUCAUACAGAUUUAACAAAACAUGUACAGCGUAAUGCACAGCACUUUUUGUAUAUUUCAAAAACUCUUUGGUUUCUUACUCAAAUGCUACCAAUGCACCACUGGAUAUGUGCCAGUGCCCUGCUUUUGGUCUGGACUCUCAUGGCACUCUCAAGCAUUUAAUCAGUUGCCUAUAGAGGAAAUGAAUCCUCUACCUUGUUAUUGUAUCCCUGGGCAUGACUUUCUACUUCCACUAUAAACAUUGUCAAAGAUAGGGGAUUUGAUUGUCAAUGAGGGGUUUUGAGAAGAGUCCACAAUUUUCUAUUCUUCAUGCUGAUAGUCGAGUGUAUUUUUAUUUUGUGAAUGCAGUCUUAUGCCUUAUAUAGGGCCCCUUUAUGUUAUAGUGCCUUCAGCAUCAACCCUAAACCCAGAAUCAGAAGGAAUAAAUGUCUGCUUCCAGGUGUCUGGAACUAUCUACUUCAAAAACUCAUAAAUGGUCCUGCAAGGAAAAUUAUUAUUGCCUCUUUCGUUAUUUAAUAAAUGUGGUUGAUGUCUUAAAAGAGUUUUCCAUUAAAGUGAAAUUUUGUUAUGUGCCAAAAUCUGGGAUAUAAUCUUUAAUUCUGUCUAACACUUUGAAAUUGAGUACUUUCCCCUGUUAUACUGGUGUACUGUUAUUUGUUUUUCUGUGAUGAAAUAUUAUGACCAUGCAUAUUAUAAGUCUUUCCUGAGGGAGAUUGUAAUGACUUAUAAGUGCUUACCUGGUCAAUGUACUCAUCUGCAGCCAACAAUCCAAAUACAAAGUGAUUAUUUUGAAAAGCAAUCAAAAGUAACUUAAGCACUUCUUGGGUGCCUUGAGAAAGAAGAUAAAAAUAUCAUGAAUUAUUUUAAGGAUUUUAACCACAAAUCAGUGAGGAAGCUUGGAAUAAACUUCUAAUCUCAACAUCUCAGAUGAAGCAAAAUUAAAUGUCAUAGAUAUGAAGUUCUAAAUUCUUUAGACUUGAAUUUAUGUACUAUUAAUUAGAUAUGGGAGCUGGUUCCUACUGAAUUUACUUGCAAAGGAUUUCAAAAUAAAUGAAGUAUUUCACUGACAAAACCUCAGUGAAGUAACAUUAUUGUGUAGCUCUUUCCACUUCUCCUUCCUUUUUGCCUUCCUUUUGGAUUGGAAUACAUAAGAAAAGGAUUAUAGUAAAGAAAAAAGGUUUUGUAAAAUUAAAGUGUAUAGAACUUUAUAAUCUUCUGCAGUGAUCCUCAUACUGGCUUGAAAGGAACAGAACAGAUCCUUCACACCACUAGUGCACUGCUUUGGGACUUCAGUGAUCAUCACAAGACGUCACAUCUGUGAACAGCAUUGAUGAAACGCCACAAGCAUCUAAAACAGAAUUUGCUGAAAGUAUUUAAAAAUAAUUUAGGUUAUUUUAAUUUAAUGACAGUUUGACCAAACACAGAGGUCAAGGUUGUAGGCUUCACGGUCAUAAAGGAUAUUUUAGCUAUGAUACCAGUAGUACUUAUUGUUCCUGUUUUCCCAUUUAGCCAGCCAGAUACUUUUAAAUUGAGCUUUCUUAGACUGACUUUUUAAAGCAUUGGAAUAGUCUUGUGCAAUAAAAGUGCGAUAAGGAAGGAGCAGGAGGUUUCUGCAUGUGUCUGUCUGAACCACCAGGGGGAACUCAUUCCUCAUCUAUAACUUUUCUGCAGCAAGUAUCUGAAAAAAACACCGAUGCUUGAACCAGGUUUAGAAAGUCAAUUCAGCAGAGAGUUUGUCUUCUUUCAUAUUAAGGAGCUUUAUGUAAAGCCUUGUCAAUCUGCAGUGCUCUUUCCACACUGCCCAUGAGUGCAUCAGCCGCCCAACGCAUUGAGCAGCAAUGCCAGACCAAGUCUGGCCACAGAGGGACCCAUGUUCAGCUGGGAAAUCUUGUACAUCACUGGGGUAUGGUAAUUUCCACCCCCUGCCCACUUCAGACUGACCUGGGACUUGUGCUAAACCUGCUGGACUGACAGAAGACUCAGCAGAGAGCCUGGCUUGGCUUCUCACAGAUUAAACUCCUUCACACCACUGGUCAUGGCUUUGUGGCUGAAAGGAAUUUUUUUUGGCUGUAUCUGUGCAAAAGCUGCAUUGUCUGGGGAAAAUGUAACAACAAAAGUAGAAUUCUUUUUUUUAAACAAAAUUUAGUGUGAUGAUAAUUGACAGUGCUACAGUAGGAUUAACAAAGAUUGCAGAGAAUUCGAUAAAUAGCAGAACUUUCCCCGGAGACAUGUGACUGAUGAUGACUGUGCUGAAUUUUCUUCCUCUUUCUCCCAAAUGAAGUUUUAUACCAUCGAAUACUGAAAAAAAAAGAAAGUAACUAUGUUUGGACUCCUUUUUUUCAUUUUAUUCACCCCUGGAGUCAGUGAAUUCAUUUGUACAUCAUCAGAUCUUGAAAUGUCAUAUACUUUCUGUGAUUCUACAGCUCAUGCUUUCAUGUUUAAUCUGACACCUUGCAGCACGAUGAACAAAUCUGUCUGGAAGGCUGAUCUUACCUGGAUUCCAAGAAGUGACAUCCACUUUUUGAAGAUUGUCUUCAAUGUCUGGUAUGAUGGUGCCAAAGCACUCCUCUGGAAAGAACUCCUCUGCAGCGGAGCUGAUGAUGAAUACUCAGUGUGUGGAACGCUGAAAGGAGAAACACUUGCAUCGGCAUUUGAUAUUAAAGGCUCAAGAACAGCAUUUCCAAAGGGCAAUUAUACUAUUGUUGUGCAAGGAUUCUCUGAUGAUUCUGAGAGUAAUAUGCUCAUAUGCUUGAAUUUCACCAUGAUAGUAAAACAAGACACUUUCUGAGGGCAACAAACUUUUCAAGUAAUUCCAGAAUAUGGAGGUCACUUCUGUGGGCAGCUGGAAUCCAAGCUGUGGAGUAAUAUGCACACUGAAUUUCCUGAGGCAGAAUACAUCAUGUGCUGUCUGGGAAGCUAUAAGAUAUAGUCUUUCUCAUUUGUAGCACAGCCAUAAUCUGUUGCUCAGCCAAUGUGCCCAAAAUUUCUGGGAAUCAGGCAUCCUGAUUAAUCCACAGAAUUACUCUGACUGGAUGUCAGGCUCGUCUUGCAUUUUGGUGCUGUGCCUUGAGUUACAAUAAAGUUCAGUGCUUCAGGCUGAGCUAAAGUAAUCAAGAAGUUUUGAAGUUUUGAAGUGCCAGAAUCAGAAGUUCAUCAGUAUUCAAUUUAAAAUAACACAGCAAUUGAAUUUGGGAACCCUGCUGUGAGGUGGUGGGGGGUGUUUUUUUGGUUUGUUUGGGUUUUUUUUUUUCCUUUUCUUGUAACAA